GAAUUGAAAGAUAUAACAUAUUACGGGAGCAUAGAUUAGCACACAAUAUAUAAUCAAGCUGUGUAGAACACACCAUCCAAAUAGCUACUCCUAGUCUUUCUACAACCUAUCAAGAUGCCGUCACACGUCCGCGAAGUCUCCAGAAUCCACCGCAUCGCGUCCAUCCCAGGCGACGGCAUCGGCGUCGACAUCACGGAUGCAGCCGUUGAAAUCCUCAACGUCCUAGCCAAAACUAUCGGAGGGUUCGAAUUCGAAUUCACCACCUUCGAUUGGAGCAGCAAGAAGUUCCUCGAGCGAGGCUGGUACAUGCCGCCCGACGGCCUCGAGCAACUCAAGAAGUUCGAUGCAAUUUAUUUCGGAGCCGUGGGCUGGCCCGAUGUGCCGGAUCAUAUUUCCCUCUGGGGCCUGAUCCUACCCAUUCGGAAGUCACUUAACCAGUAUGUGAAUGUGCGACCGACGAGGAUCUUGGAGGGAACGAAGAGUCCGCUCGCCGAUUGCCAGAGAGAAGACCUUGACUGGGUCAUCAUCCGCGAGAAUAGCGAGGGCGAAUACUCUGGGCAAGGCGGGACAUCGCACGAGUCCUCACCUCACACCGUAGCGACCGAAGUUAGUAUCUUUACACGCGUGGGCAUUGAGCGUAUCAUGCGCUUCGCCUUUGAAACUGCACGGUCCCGGCCGAGGAAGAAGUUGACCAUGGUGACGAAGAGCAAUGCGCAGCGACACGGCAUGGUCCUCUGGGACACGGUGUUCUACGAAGUCGCGAAAGAGUAUGGUGACGUCGAGAUUGACAAGAUGCUGGUGGAUGCCAUGACCGUACGCAUGGUUCUGCAGCCGAAGAGUCUAGACACGAUUGUCGCGACCAACUUGCACGCUGACAUCCUCUCUGAUCUCGCCGCCGCUCUUUCUGGUAGUAUUGGAAUCGCACCGUCAAGUAACCUUGAUCCUACGCGUGCGAAUCCGAGCAUGUUUGAGCCUAUUCAUGGCUCUGCACCAGAUAUCGCGGGUAAGGGCAUCGCGAACCCUGUAGGAGCGUUCUGGAGUGCGGCGGAGAUGGUGAGGUGGGUUGGCGAGGAGAAAGCCGCUGAUGGAUUGAUGAAGGCAGUGGAAAACGUAACUGCGAGGGGCGUGAAGACGAAGGAUCUUGGAGGAGGCGAGGAUACGAAGGGUGUUACGAAGGCGGUAUGUCAGGAAAUUGAGACUCUGUUCGCAUCCACUGUAACCCUCAGCACUCCUUUUCCAAGACCGAACGAAGGGUAUCUUAUAAUUGAGAAGCCAAAUCGUAGUGUACCACAUCUCACUCCAAGAAUAUGGCCGGUAUCUCACUCCUCCCCUCCACAACUCUACUCCUCAUCUUCCUCUCUCUCUGCUUCCGCCCAUCCCCCACUUCCAAAAACUCGAACCAAUUUCUCCACACCCAAACAGCCUUCCCCUCAAUCAACCCCUUGCUAAUCGGCCCAAAGUCAUUGCUAUCAAAGCUCUUGCGCCAAUUAUCCCC
This is a messenger RNA of Cucurbitaria berberidis CBS 394.84, 1495 nucleotides long. Its product is annotated as tartrate dehydrogenase. Lineage: Eukaryota; Fungi; Ascomycota; Dothideomycetes; Pleosporales; Cucurbitariaceae. Gene Ontology annotation, molecular function: magnesium ion binding; oxidoreductase activity, acting on the CH-OH group of donors, NAD or NADP as acceptor; NAD binding. The transcript is spliced from 4 exons. Bases 115 to 1449 code for a protein of 444 amino acids. The record is from RefSeq and is a predicted model, not a curated record.